Messenger RNA from Drosophila rhopaloa, 1508 nucleotides. RefSeq names its product splicing factor 45 (gene Spf45). The transcript is spliced from 3 exons. NCBI's taxonomy places the organism in Eukaryota, Metazoa, Arthropoda, Insecta, Diptera, Drosophilidae. The record is from RefSeq and is a predicted model, not a curated record. Gene Ontology annotation, cellular component: precatalytic spliceosome. Bases 91 to 1326 code for a protein of 411 amino acids. Gene Ontology annotation, molecular function: RNA binding. Gene Ontology annotation, biological process: mRNA cis splicing, via spliceosome; alternative mRNA splicing, via spliceosome.
GGAUAAUAUUUUGUAUCGUUAUCGGUUCCGUCACACUUGUAUACAAGCUGUUUUAUGUCUCUGGAGGAUUUAUUUUCUAAAUUGAUAUAAAUGGAUCUGUAUGACGAUAUAGACACCAAGCCCCGAGCUAGCCAAAUUGAUGGCUGGUCCUCUGGCAUUAAAAUGUUGCAGACCCAGCUGGCAGUAAAGAAAGCCGUCAAAAAACCCUUAAUGACGCCGGUGGUCAAUUUAAGAGCCAAACGCCUUGCCGAGCCAGAAGCCAGAUAUUUUGAUUCAGUGGCGGUCGUGCUUGCCAAGCCCAUAAUCACUGGCAAAGCCCUACUUCCCGUGCUGGAAUGUGCCAGCAAGGACGACUGGGACUUCUCGGACGAGUACGAUCCGCAGUGGCCAAAUGAAUACGAAAAAUUAAAGGAGAGCACUAAACCCAGCGAGAAGUCCCGAGCUAGCUCCAGCGGAGGGGGGACCAAUAGGGAAGAACGUGAUAAGGACAGGGAUCGGGAGCGGAAACGCGGUCGGAUCGGACGUCGAGAAGGUCACAAAGACGAUGUCUCACCGCCAAAUAUAAAUUUUAGCGGGUUUGGCCAGCUACAAAGCGCUGAUGACUUGUACAGUCCGCCCGCUGCGGGCUCUGUAGCUAAGCUGGGAGGGGGUGCCGCCAUUGCUCCUCCUCCUUCACUUCAAGAGAUAUCAAUAGAGAGUGGAGAUGGAUUCUCUAACGUUACCAUACCGUAUUCGGCAAGCUCAGUAGCGGCCAAAAUAAUGGCUAAAUACGGCUUCAAGGAUGGCCAAGGCCUCGGAAAGUCUGAGCAGGGUAUGUCAAUAGCCCUGCAAGUGGAAAAGACUUCCAAACGGGGUGGUCGCAUCAUUCACGAGAAAGACGUAUUUCUGCCUCCCCUGUCCCUGUCCCCACCUGCGAUUGGCUCCCCAACUGGAUUAAGUCCCGGUCAUCACGGGAUGCCACCUCCUUACAUACCAGGCCCAGCGGCUACCAGCGGUGAUACCGAGCCCAGCAUCACAGAAAUCAUGAAAUCCCCAAGCAAGGUUGUUCUUCUUCGCAACAUGGUCGGGCCCGGAGACGUUGAUGAAGACUUGGAGCCGGAGGUGAAGGACGAGUGCAACACUAAAUACGGGGAAGUUAACAGCGUCAUUAUUCACGAAGCGUUCGGAACAGUGCCAGAAGAUGCCGUUAAGAUAUUUGUGGAGUUUAAACGCAUUGAAAGCGCUAUAAAAGCUGUGGUGGACCUAAAUGGGCGCUUUUUUGGAGGCCGUCAAGUACGAGCGGUUUUUUAUAACUAUGAUAAGUUCAAAUGUUAUCAAUUAAAUUAGCAUAAGCAUAACGAAUAAGGAGUGUUAUCUCAGUAUAGAAAAGGUCUCAAAACUUCGAUUUAUUUAAUUUAAAUCGUUUUUAGUAAUUGUUAAAUUUAAAAAUUUGAAAAUGUGUAUGUGGUUUCCAUUUGCCAUUGCAGUAAAAUAAAUUUGGUUACUGCACUUAAAAUUAUUCAAAAUAA